This is a messenger RNA of Plasmodium reichenowi, 4803 nucleotides long. RefSeq lists its product as hypothetical. The transcript has 3 exons. The record is from RefSeq and is a predicted model, not a curated record. NCBI's taxonomy places the organism in Eukaryota, Apicomplexa, Aconoidasida, Haemosporida, Plasmodiidae. Bases 1 to 4803 code for a protein of 1600 amino acids.
AUGAGAGCAAUCAUAAGAUUUAAGAUAAUUCGACAAGUACAUUCCUUAGUAUCAAAAGAUGCAGACAACAAAUUUAAAAGAAUAGUAUCUUAUAUUAACAAUUAUGAUGAUAACCUAAAUGAACUGAAAAGAAAAAAGGAGUACCUGGGUUUCGAUGACGAAAUUGGCUGUUUGAUAAAAAGGCUUGAUUAUAAAUUACAAAAGUGUAACGAGAGGGACUUUAAGGAUUGUGAAAAAUACAUGAAUGAAGAUGUUAGUGAUAUAAUAAAAAUGUUAUAUGUAUUAUAUCAUUAUAAGAAUGGUAAAGAUAAUGAUUAUAAGAAUAUAAUAUUAUAUUUUGAUAAAUAUAUAUAUCAUAGCAAGAAUAUUCCUAUGAUAAAUUUAAAGUAUUUGUUUUAUUUUCAUUUGUUUUAUUUUAAUAUGAACUAUUCAUUAAUAAGAAUAGAGAAAUGUUUAGAAAAGUAUGGACAUACAUUAACAACAGAUCAAUUGAUGUUUUUAAUUCGAUACAUAAAUAUUUAUUUAAAAAAUUUAUAUUUGUAUAAUGUUAUUAAACACAGAAAUGAUUACCAGACGGUGUCUAAUAAUAUGAAUAAUAGAACAAAUGAAAAUGGGAUAGAAAAUGUUAAUAAUUAUGAAGAUGAAUAUAAUUAUAGGAAUAAAAUUAAAAAGGAAAUAAAUAUUUUUAUAAACAAUUUGUUUAGGAUAAAUAAAAAUGAGAAAGAAUAUUUUAUUUUCUACAAUUUUGAUGAUAUAGAAAUAAAAAACAAGUGUGUAAGAAAUGAAGAGUUGGAUAUGGUUGAACAGGAUAAUAUAAGUUUUUUUUUAAAAAAUAAAGGUGUCCAUAAAUUUGAAAAAAAUAAUAUAAAUGAAAGAGAGGAUAAUAAAAAGGGAAAUCCUCAUAUUAAUGAUGAUAUGUAUUUCAACAUGAUGAAUGAAGAUAAAGAAAAUGUACGAAUCAAAGAUAAUAAUAGGAAUAAUGAUAAUAUAUUAUAUAAUAAUAAUAAUAAUAAUAAUAAUAAUAGUAGUGAAAAGAGUUCCCUUCCAUUUUACAAUAAUAUAAAAUCGUCUUUAACUUCAUAUAAUAAGAAUACCUUUUAUAUACAUGAGAAGGAAAUAAAUAGAAAAAAUAAUAUGAGUAGUAAUAAUUAUGUUAUUAAUGAUAUGAAUGUAUUAACAGCUCCUGUGGAUGUCAAUAAUAAUUUAUGUAGCAGUCGAAAGGUUUUAAGAAAAGAGAAGAUUAUAAUUAAUAAUAGCGAGUUAAAUUUAUAUAAGAAUAUAUAUAGGAAAUGUACAAAGGAAGUAAUAAAAAAUAUUUUAUUACAUAAAGAAAAAAUACAUAUAGAUAUUUUGUGGAAUAGUUUUAUUAGUAAUUUAUUUAAAGAUGAAUAUAUAUAUAUGUUAAUGAACGAGAUAAAAAAAGAUAAUAAGAAACAUAUAGUAUAUGAAGAAGAAUUUAUAACAUAUUUAAAACAAAUAAAAUUAUUAGAAUUAUAUGAUGAUACAUCGUUUAUUACAAUAUGUAAUAAUUUUUUUAAAACUUAUAUUGUUGAAAAAAAGUAUAUAAAAAAUUUACAUUUUGCUGAUAGAUUAACAUAUUAUACAGAUAUUUUUUGUUAUAAUUCUUUUUUACAAAAGUAUAUUUUAUAUAUAUAUAAAUUAAAUUUGGAAAGAUUUAAUAUAAAAAUAUUAAAAAAAAUAUUAUCUAAAUUAUUUUAUUUCUUACAACAAAAUAAAUCUUUAAUAAAUGGUUUUGAUAAAUUGAUAAAAAGUCUUAUUAUAAAAAUUAUUAUUAAUGGUUCAUUCAAUGAUAUUAUUAUGAUUAUAUAUACAUGGAGACAGUAUAUCUUUUAUAAGACAUAUAUGAAUAAACAAAGAGAAAAAGAAAAAUCUAUUAAAAGUAACAAUUAUUAUAUGAAUAUAUUUGAUGACAUGAAUAAUGAAAAUCUUAUCAACUUUGAAACGGAUCCUCAUUUUGUAUAUAAUGAUAUACAAAAGAAAAUUAUACAAAUGUUAUGUUUAGAACAUACUAUUCAAGAGAACAAAAAAGAGAAUACUACAUAUGAUACAAGUAAUGAAUACAUGUACAAUACAUUUUAUGGGAAUCAUAUGAUACAUAAUAAUAAUUGUUCUUAUUUACAAAAUAACAAUAUUUUUCAUUUAAGCGAUAUUUCGUUGUAUUAUAUGAAACAGGACUAUAUAAAAAUAUAUGAAUUCUUAACCUUCCGAACUAUAAUAGAGAAAAGACAAAUGACUAACCUUAUGUUUGAUAAAUAUUUUGAUAAGAGUAUGAUCAUUAUGAUAAAUAAACAAUUAAUAAAAUUAUUCUGUGUCUUUUUAAAUAAGGUUCAUUAUAGUAUAAAAAGUGGUGAUACCAAAAUUAAUCUUUUCGAAUGUGUAAAUAAUUUUUUUAAUGACGACCCUAUGUAUUACCAUACGACUCAAUUAUUAAAUCAUGGAGGUAAAGAGAUGGAGGAGCAAUUUUUGAGGGAAAAAAAAAAAAUAAAUAAUCAACGUAUACGAAUAGAUGAAGAUGAUAUAUAUUGUAAUGAAGAUGAUAUGUAUUGUAAUGAAGAUGAUAUAUAUUGUAAUGAAGAUGAUAUAUAUUGUAAUGGAGAUGAUAUGUAUUGUAAUGAUGAUAAUAUACAUUAUAAUGAUGAUAAUAUACAUUAUAAUGAUGAUAAUAUACAUUAUAAUGAUAGAGAACAUGAUAUAUAUAGUAACCUUUUAUGUCGAUCAAAUGAAAAGAAGCCAGAUAAAGAAAAAAAAAAAAUAUUUUUAAUUAAAAAAAAAAAAAUUGAUAAUAAUUUUAUAUAUAAAGAAGAAAAGGAAUUUUUUGAAAAUAAUAUUGUAGAGAAUAAAUGUAAAGAAUCAUUUGAUUGUUUGUUUAAGCAUAAAGAUAAGAAACACAAAAAGAUUAUUUCUUUAUCAGAUGUAGCUAAUUAUGAAAAGAAAUAUCCAUAUGAAUACCAUUGUUUAAAUAAUUUUAUUAAUUUAUUAUUAAUGAUAAUAAUAGAUAACUAUAUAUUUUUUGAUAUUAAAAAUUUACAUUUUAUAAAUUUCUUUUUCCAGUGUUUUGAAUAUGAACAUCUAUUACCUAUGUCUAUAUAUCAUUACUUUUAUUUCUUCUAUAUUUUCAGGAAUAUAAAUUAUGCUCACCUAAGACAAAAGGACAAGAAGGAAUAUAUAUAUUCAGAAGAUCUUUUUAAUAAAAAAAAAAAUAAAAUUAUGCAUAUGUGUAAGGAGAAAAUCAAAAUUUCGAUAAAUGAAUAUAUUUCGUUUAAUCUGAAAUCUGGAUAUAGUAUGAACGAACUUAAUAAUGAUAAAGAAAAAAAAAAAAAAAAAAAAAAAAAUCUUGAAGAAAAUGAGACCUGCCCUGCAAAAAAAAAUGUUUGUAAUUUUGAUAUGGAUUGUAUAAUUAUGUUAAUUUUAUAUAAUAUGAACAAUGAAGAUGUUCUUGAUAUUUUUAAAAAUUGUUUCUUAUUAUCAUUAAAUAAUUAUUUAAGAGAGCAAAAAAUAAAAAAAAAAGAGACAGUAUUAUAUAUAUAUGGUAAUACGAUUUGUUCUAUACCGGUAGGUGAUGACACAAAAAUGGAGACAAGAGAAAUUAAAUCAAAUGAUAAUAAUAGGAAGAAUAACAUGGUUAGUUCAUCUAAUAUUAAUAAGUUACAUAUUAUACCUUGUAAUAAUUUUGAUAUGAUCAGAAACACCUUUAAUGGGAUAAAUAAAAAUAUUAAAUAUAUGGACGAAUUUGAUAUAAUAAAUAAAUAUGAAUUUUUUUAUAUUCACAUGAUAUAUAAAAAGUUGAUGUGUCAUAAUAAUAAAAUGUGUAUGGAUGAAAAUAAUUCAAUUAAUAAUGGUAAUUUAAAAAAUGAUGACAUGUUGAAAGGUGUUGAUCAUAUAAAAAGUUAUUACAACUUAAAGAAUUAUCAUGCUUAUAAUAAUAUCACAUAUGGUCAUAAGAAAAUGUUUGAUUAUAUUAACCAUUCCGACCAUUCUAAUGAUUUCAAUGAUUAUCAACAGGAGCAAGCCGAUUAUAAAUCCUUUCUGGAUUUUUUAUCACAUAAAAAACAAAAUUAUGAAGCAGAAGAAUUAUUAAAAUUAUGUACCAUGAUAAAAAUGUUUAAAGGACAUGAAAAAAUAAAACAGAUCAUUAACAAAAUUAAUAUGCUUUUUAAUACGUAUAAUAAUAGUUUUGAAUUUUUUAUAAGUUAUUUAUUUCUUAUUAUACUUAAUGAGGAAAAAGAAAAUUAUAUAAAUGAAAUUUAUAAAAUUUUUAAUCAAAUUAAUAUAUAUUUAUUAAAUAAUAAUAUAAAACCUUAUUGGUAUCAAUUAUUAAUACAAAUACUUUAUCUUAUAAAAAUUAAAAAUUUAUAUUCUUUUGAUUUAUUAUGUUUCAAAUAUAAAAAUAUAGCGAACUUUUAUGAGGAAGCUAUAAAUAUCAAGAAAAAAAAAUUAGAAGAACAUCAAAGAAAAAAAAAAAAAAAAACAUGUACAAAUGCAAAUAGAAAUAUGAUAUAUUAUAGAGAUAAUGAAGAACCAUAUAACAUAUAUAAGUCUACCAUUCGAAAUUAUUUAAAAACAAAUAAUAUUUCUUAUAUUGAAAAUCUACAAUUAAAAGAUAGUCCAUUCAUAUUUGACAUAUAUGUUCCCUCGAAAAAAAUCAUUUUUUUAAAUCAAGAUAUGUGUAUUUUACCUGAUAUAUUUAUUGAUCAUUUACAAGUCCACAUAUUUGACACCAUUAAUUUUACCAUAUAUGAGAUGAAUGAAAGAAAUUAUAAUAUGCUGGUGGGGGAAACAUAA